This is a messenger RNA of Xenia sp. Carnegie-2017, 1254 nucleotides long. Its product is annotated as protein ALP1-like. The transcript has a single exon. The record is from RefSeq and is a predicted model, not a curated record. Lineage: Eukaryota; Metazoa; Cnidaria; Anthozoa; Malacalcyonacea; Xeniidae. The coding region runs from base 1 to 1254 and encodes 417 amino acids.
AUGGCGGCAGAAAUGCAAUUGGUGAAGCAUUUAUCUCGAAAAAGAAAAUUAAAUGAAGAAAGAUUAUUUUUGUGGCAAAGAGAGAGCGUUACACGAGCAAAGCGUCGUUUCGAAGAUGAAUUAGCUGAUGAGAUCGAACUAGCGCUUGCUGCAGCAUCAUCUGUUAUUUUUCUUACUAGAAAACAAAGGAAGGACAGGCGUCCUGAUGAGCGCAGGAGAAAUACUUGGUGGUCUGAAGGCUAUCAGUCUUGGAGUGAUGCAGCAUUCAAGAGGCGCUUCAGAGUGUCUCGUGCGACGUUUGAUUUUCUUCUAAACGAAAUUGGUCACGAAAUUGUUAAACAACCAACUCGAAUGAAACCCCAUCCAACAACUCUUGAUACACAAUUGGCAAUUUGUUUGUAUUGGUUGGCACAUGGAGUUACCUAUCUAACAGUAGGAGAUUUAUUUGGUGUUGCUGCAUCAACUGCUUAUUGCAUCUUCAUGGACGUUUGCAAAGUGCUGGUCAAGAUCUUGUAUGACAGGUUUAUUUACCUACCAAAGACAAUAGAUGAAUGGACACACGAACUCCAAGGGUUUCUUGAAAAUUGGGAGUUUCCAUGUGUUGGGGCAUGGGAUGGCUUUCAUGUAUAUGUUUCGAGUAGAUUGAAGAAUUUUUAUAGUUACAAGAAGCGAUAUUCUGUUACUAAUAUGGGGUUUAUUGGAUAUAAUAAAAGGUUUAUGUUUGCUGCAGUAGGUGCACCUGGCUCAACUCAUGAUUCAAGGCUUUUAAAGAAUUGUGAAGUAUACUCAGAAAUUGAACAUGGCAAAGUGCUGCCAAAAAAUUCACUGAACCUACAACCCUAUGGAGAAAUACCACUUACAACUGUUGGUGAUUCAGCCUUUCCAUCCCACUCGUGGUUUCUUAAGCCAUACAAAGAAGGAAUGCGAGAACCCCAAAAAAGUUACUUCAACAGGAGGCUUUGUUCUGCCCGAGUUGUGUCCGAGCAUGCAUAUGGAAUGCUUAAAGGUAGAUGGCGAAUCUUGUACAAGAAGACAGAAUGUCAUUUGGAUAAUAUUCAAAUAUUAAUCAUGACUUGCAUUUUGCUACUUAACAUUUGCAUUGACAGAAAUGAUCCAUGUAAGCCCAGAUGGCGCCUUGAAGUAAACCAGCUCAAUCUCAUUCAUGGAUCUGGCCAAGCAACAAAUGCAGCUGAAGAUGUAAGAUGCAUGAUAACUAAUUGGCUAUGGACAUUGCGGCAAGAAAGAGCCAUAUAA